AUGGCAACCCGUUCCCGGACAUCCUCUCAAGCCCAGUCCCCUUUCGAUCCAAGAGACCUGGGACCCCGACUUCCGUCAGCCACCCCUAUCAAACUUGGGGAAGUCUCCCUCGAGCGGGUUCCCUGCCUCCUCCUUGGCCUUCUCAGCCAAGUCAAGAAUCUCAAGCAAAAGCUCAAAGAAGUCAAGGAAACAGGAAUCAAAACCCAAACCAACGUCGAAAAUAUUUCCCAAACCGUUGAUGUUGUCAAGGAUGGGCUUCGAAGCCUCCAACUCCAUGGGCCAAGGACCCCAGAGGAAGCCAAACCCCCGGUUGUGGAAGCAACGCCACGCCCCCUACACAAGACCAAGCCUAUUGGAUUGGUUAGUGGGCCCUCCUUCUGGCCCGAGCAACCAAAAGGGCUUCCCAGCUUCGCCCAGCCAGCCCCCCAGAGGGCCAUACCCCCGCAAGUCCCUUCUCCCCUUCCAUCUCCGCGUCUCCGAUCCCCCAUCGGAGCACCUGCCCCUCCACCUCCGGCUCCAGUCGCCGCCUAUCCCGCUCCGGUCAAGGUUGACCACCCAGACGCCUAUACAGGCAAAAUUGGGAGUGAAGCCAAGCAAUGGCUCACGAGGAUGUUGGCAUGGACCCGACUAAACGCCCAGAUGUUCCCCACGGAUCAGGAGGUUUUAUCCUUCCUCCUGAUGAAUAUGAAGGAUGCUGCCGGAGCCUGGGCCCAUCCUCACCUGGAUCAACUUGGCUCUCACCGAGCCAUCAUUCAAACCGUGGAAGGCUUUAAAUUGGAGUUUCUGGCAGCAUUUGGCGACCCUGAUGCCACAAGGGCCGCCGAGCGGAAGAUUACUACUCUCACCCAGUCCGGCACAUGCGCGGACUACAUCACAAAGUUCAGAACCCUGGCAAUGGAACUGGACUGGAACGACGCGGCCCUUCGAGGCCAGUUUGCCCGCGGCCUCCACUGGGAGGUCAGUCGCCAAAUCGCAACUCGCGAGCACCGCCCCCGCACACUUCUUGAGCUGCAGAAUGCAGCACUCGUCAUCGACAACGCUCUCCGCAAAGAGCAAGCUAGCCACCCGCCAAGGGAUAAUAAGUCUAGCAAACCAUCCAACCCCGCAAGGGGGACAAGUACCGGCCAAGCCAUAACCGGUUCAAAGAAACUCUCCAACGACCCCAACUUUGUGUUGGAGGAAGAACGCAAUCGCCGCCGCGCCGCAGGCGCCUGCAUCAAGUGCGGCAAAAUGGGUCACAAGUUCGCGGAAUGCCGCACAGGCUGGAAGGCCACCCCUAUUGAGGACAAGGGGAAGGCUAAGGAAGCCGCCAAAAUUGGCGAAGACUCCAAGUACCAAUCGGGAAAAGAAAUCGCACCCCUCUUUACAAUUCCAAUACAGCCAGAAAAAACAGCGGAAUCAAUAGAAGUCCUGAUAGACUCAGGCGCUACAUCGUCAUUUUUACAUCCACGCACCGCGGAAUCACUCCGCCUCCCACUUAUCAAUCUCCCCUCACCCCGUACCAUUACUAUGCUCGAUGGGUUGAGCCCCCAGGCAGGAAAAAUUUGGAAGAAGGCAAUACUUACCUUCACCUAUGAUGGCAAAAAGAUGACGGAAACCUUUCUCAUCUGCAAUACCGGCAGUCAUGCGGCCAUCUUAGGUUUAAAAUGGUUAGACGCUCACAAUCCUGAAAUAGAUUGGAACAUGCGCACCCUCUCCUUCCCACACACUCCACCAGAACAUGUGGCCAUUGCCAAAGAAGAAGAAGCUGACCAGAACCCUCUUGAAGGAGUACCCUCCAAGUACCACCAGUACGCCAAGGUAUUUGGAGAAGAGGAAUUCAAUAAGCUCCCUCCACACCGGCACUAUGAUAUUGGAAUAGAACUCACAGAAGAAGGCCCCCUCAACUCCCCACUUUACAGUAUGACAGACGCUGAGUCCGCCACACUCAAGGACUGGCUCAGGGAUGAGUUGAAAGCUGGAAAGAUCCGCCCUAGCAAAUCUUCCAUUAGUUCACCAGUCAUGUUUGUACCUAAGAAGGAUGGUUCCCGCCGAUUGGUUGUUGACUACCGUCGCCUAAACAACCGCACCAAGAAAAACGUUUACCCGCUUCCCCGUCCAGAUGACCUCAUGGCCCAGCUCCGUGGUGCCAAGGUCUUCACCAAGCUAGACUUGCAAUGGGGUUACAACAACGUGCGGGUAAAAGAAGGUGACAAAUGGAAAACCGCAUUCCAAACCAAGUACGGUCUCUACGAAUCCCUGGUCAUGACUUUUGGUUUAACAAACGCCCCAGCCGCCUUUCAACACUUUAUGAACAAACUAUUCAAGGAUUUGUUGGAUGUAUGCGUCAUCAUCUACCUUGAUGAUAUCCUGAUUUACUCAAAGGAUGACGUAUCCCAUACGAAACACGUUCAUGAGGUCCUAAAACGGUUAAUGGAUAAUCAACUGUUCUGCAAGGCAUCCAAGUGCACAUUCCACGUUACCUCUGUGGAAUACCUGGGAAUCAUUGUCUCCGAUAAAGGGUUUAGUCUGGAUAAGCUCAAAAUCCAGGUGGUACAGGAAUGGCCGGUACCCACUAAAGUCAAGGAAGUCCAAUCAUUCUUAGGGUUUGCCAAUUUCCUUCGCCGAUUUGUUGCCAACUUCAGCCACAUGGCUAGGCCAUUACACAACCUAGUCAAGAAAGAUACACCCUGGAGAUGGGACACAAAGGAACAGGAAGCAUUCCAGGGACUAAAGGAUGCCAUUACCAACGCCCCAGUACUUUGUCACGCCGACCCUACCAAGCCCUACUUCCUAGAAACGGAUGCUUCUGGUGCAGCCUUAGGUUCCAUUCUUAGCCAACAACAGGAAGACGGCCGCUUACACCCCCUGGGGUUCCUAUCUGAGUCUUUCAAGGGUGCCAAACAGAAUUAUGACACCCACAACAAGGAACUCCUGGCCAUUAUUUGGUCGUUUGAAUAUUGGCGCAUCUUCUUGGAAGGAACCCUGCACCCCGUAACAGUCUUCACUGACCAUAGGAACUUGGAAUACUGGAAGGAGUCUAGAACUUUCAAUCGCCGCCAUGCACGCUGGCACCUCCUCCUGGCUGGAUACAACUUCCAAAUUGUGUAUUGCCCGGGCAAACAGUCCGGCAAACCAGAUGCCUUAUCCCGGCGAUCCGACCAUGCCGACGUCCCACCUGCUGCCCAGACCAUGCUGCCAGACCCCAUCUUUGCCAACGUUGCACUAGUUCUACCAGAAAAGGAGUUACAACAGCGUAUAGAGUCGAGCCUGGAUCAAGACGAGUCCCUUGAAGAAAUCCUACAGUUCCUGCAGAAUGAAUCCAAAGCGCCCCCAUCCAUCAAACGAGCAUUCAAGGACUACCAGAUGGAAGCAGGAUUACUCUUCUACCAAGGACGGAUUGUGGUCCCUGACGUUGGGACCCUACGUACGGAUUUACUCCAAAUCUUCCACAACAGCCCAUCAGCAGGACAUCCAGGCAGGCAACGGACCCUGGAGCUAAUCUUGCGCAACUACUAUUGGCCAGGCAUACGCGCGGACACAUACUGGCACGUAGACUCCUGCAAAACCUGCCAAAGGAUUAGGAAACCCAAAUACGCGUCAAUCCCACCACAGCCGUUAGAACUCCCUGUACGCCCAUGGCAACACAUUUCCUAUGACAUGAUUGUUGAUCUGCCAAAGGACGGGGCCUAUGACUCCAUACUAGUUAUCGUUGACAGCUUUACCAAAUACGUCAUAUUGGUAGAAUGUUCCAAGAAACUAAAAGCCCCUGAACUAGCGGAACUGUUCUUGCGACACGUCUGGAAAAAGUACGGAAUGCCGGAGAAAACAAUCUCAGACCGCGGAAGAGUGUUCAAUAACAGGUUUCUGAAGGCGUUGUACCAACGACUAGGCAUAGACCCGCACUUCUCCUCCGCUUACCACCCCCAGAGCGACGGGCAGACAGAACGGGUGAACCCCUCCGUAGAACAUUUCCUAAGAGCAUACUCUGGCACUAAUCAAAGGGACUGGGUCAAAUGGCUACCAAUGGCAGAAUUCGCCUACAACAAUGCAGUGCAUAGUGCCACAGGGAAGUCACCUUUCAAAGCACUCCAUGGAUGGGAACCAACCUUAACCCCUUCCAACAUUCCUACGGACGUACCAGAGGCUGACAAACUGGCGGAAGCCAUGGAAGCACAAUGGAGAGAAGUCAAAUCUGCCCUCCGGCAGUCUAAACAACGGAUGGUAGCCGGAGAACACGGAAGCCCAACAGAGUUUGAGGUCGGAGAAGAAGUAUGGCUUGAUGCAAAAAACGUUAAACUCAAAACCUUAAGCCCCAAGCUAACGGAACAACGCUUAGGGCCAUUCAGAGUCAUGGAAAAAAUCUCCGACCGCGCUUACAGGCUAGAACUCCCACCAACCAUGCGCAUCCAUAACGUAUUUUACGUAGGACUAUUGUCUAAGGUCAGAAGGGACAACAAACGGGACUUCAAGAACCGUCCACCACCAGUCACCGUGGAUGGGGAAGAAGAGUACGAGGUCAAAGGAAUAACGGAUGCAGAGGAACGCAACGGAAAAUGGUUCUUCCGGGUCAAAUGGAAGGGCUAUGGCCCCAAGGAGAACACAUGGGAACCUCGAGAAAAUCUGAAAAAUGCAGGGAAAAUUUUGAAAAAGUACAAGGAAGACAUGAGAAAGAAGGCCCUUGGCGCUGCCAAGGCCCUUAAGGGGGGGGCAGUGUCGUAG
Messenger RNA from Rhizoctonia solani, 4701 nucleotides. Its product is annotated as Retrotransposable element Tf2 protein. The record is from RefSeq and is a predicted model, not a curated record. The transcript is spliced from 2 exons. Bases 1 to 4701 code for a protein of 1566 amino acids. Lineage: Eukaryota; Fungi; Basidiomycota; Agaricomycetes; Cantharellales; Ceratobasidiaceae. Gene Ontology annotation, molecular function: nucleic acid binding; zinc ion binding. Gene Ontology annotation, biological process: DNA integration.